UGUCUGCCUGGUAACAGGUGACGCUGCAGGUCAUGUGAUCAUGUCCUCUGGUUUUUAGAGCAGCUCUCAGUCAGACUGUGUCAGUGUUGGUGAAGUGAACAGAGGAACAUGGCUUCAUCCUUUCUCAGCUUCUCCCUCCUCUUCAUCGCUGUCUGCUCAGCAGAUGGAUUUAGGGAAUAUUUUGUGGACCGUUGUGUGUUUAACUCCACUGAGCUGAGCGGCAUCGAGUACAUCUACUCUAUGUAUUACAACAAACUGGAGUACAUCAGGUUCAGCAGCAGUGUGGGGAAGUAUGUUGGAUACACUGAUUACGGAGUGAAGAACGCAGAACGAUUCAACAGUGGUCCAGAGCUGGCUCAGAGGAAGAAUGAGAAGGAGAGAUACUGCCUUCACAACAUUGGGAUCUGGUACCAGUCUGCUCUGUCUAAGUCAGUCAAACCCUCUGUGGUAAUGAGCUCCACGACGCCCCCUGCUGGUAAACAUCCUGCCAUGUUGGUCUGCAGCGUCUACGACUUCUACCCCAAACAGAUCAGAGUGAGCUGGACCAGAGACGGACAGGAAGUCACCUCUGAUGUCACUUCCACUGAGGAGCUGGCAGAUGGUGACUGGUACUACCAGGUCCACUCUCACCUGGAGUACACUCCCAGGUCUGGAGAGAAGAUCUCCUGUGUGGUGGAGCACGCCAGCCUGAAAGAACCUCUGGUUACUGACUGGGAUCCGUCCAUGCCUGAGUCAGAGAGGAACAAGAUCGCCAUCGGAGCCUCAGGACUGAUCCUGGGUCUGAUCUUAUCUCUGGCUGGAUUCAUCUACUACAGGAGGAAGGCCCGAGGACGGAUCCUGGUUCCCACUAACUGAGCCUGGAACUGGUCCUGUAUCCUGGUCCUGGACCUGUUGCUGUUUGUCAAAUAGAAGAAAAAUCAGCUGCUGCUUCCCCUGCUUCUCUGCUGGUCUCUGCAGGUCUACCCUUAAUCCAGAUCUUUACUCUGAUCCUCAGCCAGUCUAAACCUGAUCCAGGACUGUGGUGUUUCCUGUGACAGUCCUGGAUCAGGUUUAUCUGGACUCUGGUGGAUCAGCUGGAUCUGAGCUCUGUGAUGGUAUCUGGUCCAGGUCUCUGAUGGUUCUGGACUUGCUGAUUGUGUGUUUGAUUUAUAAUAAACCUUCUGAAACUCUGUUGAUCAAAUGUUAAUAAACCUGAUCAGGAUCAAUAAACUCCAUCAAUAACUGAUCAGUUUAUCAUCAGGA
Messenger RNA from Lates calcarifer (barramundi perch), 1242 nucleotides. RefSeq names its product H-2 class II histocompatibility antigen, E-S beta chain. The transcript is spliced from 6 exons. Gene Ontology annotation, cellular component: MHC class II protein complex; membrane. Gene Ontology annotation, biological process: antigen processing and presentation of exogenous peptide antigen via MHC class II; immune response; peptide antigen assembly with MHC class II protein complex. Gene Ontology annotation, molecular function: MHC class II protein complex binding. The record is from RefSeq and is a predicted model, not a curated record. The coding region runs from base 109 to 855 and encodes 248 amino acids. NCBI's taxonomy places the organism in Eukaryota, Metazoa, Chordata, Actinopteri, Centropomidae.